Rhea pennata is the source of this 594-nucleotide messenger RNA. RefSeq names its product interleukin 22 (gene IL22). The transcript has 5 exons. Gene Ontology annotation, cellular component: extracellular region. The record is from RefSeq and is a predicted model, not a curated record. Lineage: Eukaryota; Metazoa; Chordata; Aves; Rheiformes; Rheidae. Bases 1 to 594 code for a protein of 197 amino acids.
AUGGCCUCCCUGCAGACCUGGACCAAGUGCUUCACAGGAUGGAUCUUCUUCUGCUGCUGUUGCUGUCUCCCUCUUCUUCUCACCAGCCCUCUGCCUCCAAAAGGGGUAGAAGUAGCUGUUAUUGGUCAUCAUGCCUGCAGGCUCAGGAAGAUCAACUUCCAGCAGCCCUACAUCAGGAAUCGCACCUACACCUUGGCUAAAAUGGCCAGGGCUUCAGACCAGGACACAGAUAACAGGCUCAUUGGACAGCAACUCUAUGUUAACAUCAAGGAAAACAACCGCUGCUACAUGAUGAAGAGAGUUGUACAGAUCAUUGUGAAAGAUGUCCUCCUGUCUGAAGCCAAGGAUCAGUAUCCCUACGUAGAGGAGGUGGCACAGUUCUUGGCGUCCAUGACCUCAGAGCUGAGCAAAUGCAAAUUCUCAGGACACAGAGAGCAUGUUGAAAAGAAUUUGGAAGAAAUGAAAAGCAAAAUGAAACAGUUGGGAGCAAAUGGAAAGAAUAAAGCUAUUGGAGAACUGGAUUUACUGUUUGACUACAUAGAAAAUGCAUGUACUGACACCCCAAAGAAGGGAGGGAACAAGAAGAAAAACUAA